CAAGCGUCGAGCAAGGUAAGGAUUAUCUGUACACUGAUGCAUUUUACUUGAUUAGACAUGACUUCAACAAAGCCGUACAUUGGCUGCAAAAUUGGGUUGCUUUCUAAAGCACAAAAUCGCUAUGAGGGUAUUUUGUAUACAAUUGACAAAGUGGACUCCACAGUUGUGCUGGCGAAAGUCAAAUGUUAUGGAACGGAAGGGCGACCUACUGACAGACCUACACCACCCAAAGAUGAUAUCUACGAGUAUAUCACCUUCCGGGGAAGUGAUAUCAAAGAUAUCACAUUGUGUGAGGCUCCAAGGCAUCAUGGCUUACCUGCAGAUCCAGCAAUAAUUCAGUCCCAGUCAUCCAGCCCAGGACCAUCAAGUGUCUAUCCACCUUUUGGGCCAUUUAGUCCAAUACAACUACCUGCCAUCAGCCAGCUUGCAGCCAGUUCCCUACUUAAUCAACAGUAUGCCGCAGCUCUUGGCCUAGGUCAUUUGCUUCCAGGCUUGCAUGUUCAUAGAGGCCCAAUGGUGGAAAAGGCUGUUCAAACUCUCCGUGUGGAAGACUUCAGACAGAGAGGUUUGACUGCUCCACAGGAGCAGGACCAGCACUGGGAGAAGAGAAGGCCCUUCAGGACCAGAGGAGAAACAACUACUAAUGCCAGAAGGGGCAUUGUAUCCAGCAUUAGGUCAGGCCCAGUGGUGCCAACUGCUCAUCAGUCUUCUCAGCAGCAGAAAGAUGAAAACAGGCCUCCUACCAGACGUCGAGGUCCCCGAAGACGCAGAAAUCGUAGUAGGGGUCCACUGAUGGUGGCGAAGUUUCCCUCAGCCACACUCAAGUUUGACACCGACUUUGAUUUUGACUCCUCAAAUGCACAGUUCAAUAAGGAGGAGCUGGAUCGGGAGGUGCAGGACAGGAUGAAUAUGAAAGGUGCAAAUAAUACAGGAGAAAAAAUAACAGAUGGAGCACACCUGAAUAAAGGCGAUCAUUUUGGACCAAAGUGUUACUACGACAAAGCAAAGUCCUUCUUUGAUAAUAUCUCCUCUGAUAAAAAUCUUAGGCUAACAUGGGCAGAGGAACGUAAACGUAAUCUGGAGACCUUUGGGGUCCCUGGGCGGUUUCGCAGGGGCCAAGGCUUUCGAGGUGGAUAUCCUGGACAAAGAGGAGGAGGUGUAGCUCAGACUCGAAUUCCAUCCAGAAGCGGCAGUGGACAACUGUAAAGGUCAGGGUUACUGUAUGAGGGUGCGCUCCCAUACAGUACAUACCUGAAUAGUGAUAUUUUUGUAAUAAUUAUGAAAUGGGGCUUUCCCAUUUAGUGUAAAAGUUACUUUAUAAUCAUCUGUUUGAGGUGGUUAUUUUACACCCACAUUGCCAUCUUUAAUUUUCAUUUGAAGUUAAUGCCACUAAUUUGCAUAGGACUGUAUAGUUGUCCAAGGUAGUUUUUUGUUUUCCUUUUUAAGAAAAGUGAAUGUCUAAGUUUUCUGUGACUUGCAGAUUAUCCAUUGUUAAAAUGUUUGUAUUGGCUCCGGUGCUAAUGGUGAGUUGAACUGUUUUUUUCUGCAUUAAUUGUUUGGCAAAGCUGUAAAUGGUGACCUAAUUAACCUGCCCUUAGAUGCUUGAGGCUAUUUCACUUUAUUUCAGUUAUAUUUCAGCCGUGAGUAAAAAUGAUGUAAAU
Molecule: messenger RNA, 1661 nt
Organism: Doryrhamphus excisus (bluestripe pipefish)
Lineage: Eukaryota; Metazoa; Chordata; Actinopteri; Syngnathiformes; Syngnathidae
Gene: lsm14b
Product: LSM family member 14B
Molecular function (GO): mRNA binding
Source: RefSeq, a predicted model, not a curated record